This is a messenger RNA of Diorhabda carinulata, 561 nucleotides long. RefSeq lists its product as uncharacterized. Lineage: Eukaryota; Metazoa; Arthropoda; Insecta; Coleoptera; Chrysomelidae. The coding region runs from base 143 to 487 and encodes 114 amino acids. The transcript has 2 exons. The record is from RefSeq and is a predicted model, not a curated record.
AAACUGUUUAUUGUUAUUGCUACAUUUUCUAAUAAAUAUUUAUGGGAAAUUAUUUAUUGUCUUAUUUAUUACUAGCUAUUUUAUUACCGAAAUAAAAUUUUCUAUUCAACUUAUACUUCAACAACUAAUUCUAAUAAAUCAUAUGGAAAACGGUAUCACGAUGUCGAAGUAUUUUUAUAUUUUCAUUUUGACUUUGAGUAUUUGCCUCUUUAGCUUCGUUGUCUCGACUGCACAGACCGAAAAUCAAAAUAGCGAUACUGCAAAUCCUGACGAUGCUUCCUCAGAACACAUAAGGGUGAAAAUAAGGAAAGACGUAGAGGAAAUGAUCGAUAAAAUACCAAAAUUGAGAUCGGCGGAUUUAUUAACGGAAGAUAAUGUUUUUGUAAAUUUAAAACCGUAUUUGAGCAAAUUGGACAAUCAGCAAAUGGAACAAUUCAAAUCGAAAGUACAAGAAGUUAUGAGAAAAGUAGAAAAAAUAAUGACAUAACCUCGUAAAAAGUUUAUGAUAAAAUGAAAUAUUCAGGUGUAAAAGGUAUAAAAUAAAAAUCCGUACAACAAGAA